AUGGAGUUGAAUACCAUCAAAGAUGCGUUUGAUCGGGUUACAAAAAAGCAAAAGUUGUACUCGUCUAAGUCUCAAGAAGUAAUAGAACAGAUUGGUCAAGAAAUUGAACAGGCAUUAACAAGAAUACAGUCAGUUCAUGAUGCCACAUCUCCACCUGAUCAUAAGUUGAUUCUGACUGAACUGAAAACCAAGUUGAAAGAGAUUGCUCAACCCAAUCAGCUGGAAGGCACACAGAAGGAGUUGAACAUUGCAUUGAGCAAGUACCCAAAGCUCCUGGAGAAAUCUUUCAAUCCUGAUAUAUCAAAGGCCUACAGAAAUUUUGAUUUUGACGUUCACACGGUUAAUCAGAUAAUUGCUAGCCAUUUCUAUAGGGAUGGCCUGUUUGAUCUUGGUGAUUGCUUCAUUAAUGAAGCUGGGGAAGCAGACGCUAGAGAUAAGGUAUUUUUCCAGGAAAUGCAUCAAAUACUUGAAGCCAUGAAGUCUCUCAACCUAGAACCAGCACUCAACUGGGCUGCCACCAACCAUGAGAAACUUAAGCAAAAUGGAUCAAACAUUGAGUUCAGACUUCAUCGCUUGCAGUUUGUGGAAAUUCUACAGAAGAGAGGGAGAGAUGAAGCUCUGAAGUACGCCAGAACUUCUCUAGCACCAUUUGCAACCAACCAUAUGGCUGAAAUCCAAAAGCUCAUGGCCUGUCUACUGUGGGCUGGAAAGCUCGAUUCUUCACCAUAUUCUGAAUUACUAUCCCCAACCCAUUGGGAAAAAUUGACUGACGAACUAACCCAGCAGUUCUGCAAUCUUUUGGAUCAAUCCUAUACAAGCCCGUUAAGUGUGACAAUUGCAGCGGGAUUCCAAGGGUUGCCAACCCUUCUGAAGCUGAUGAAUGUCAUGACAGGGAAGAAGCAGGAAUGGCAGUCUAUGAAGCAAUUACCUGUGCCAAUUGAUUUGGACAGGGAGUUUCAGUUCCAUUCAAUCUUUGUAUGUCCUGUGAGUCGGGACCAGGCGAACGAUGAGAACCCUCCAAUGUUAUUGUCAUGCGGGCACGUUCUCUGCAAGCAGUCUAUUACAAAACUGUCCAAAAACAACAGCGCACGGCCUUUUAAGUGUCCUUACUGCCCCUCUGAGGUUGAAGUAGCUCAGUGUAGGCCGUUGCACUUCUGA
Molecule: messenger RNA, 1158 nt
Organism: Ilex paraguariensis (yerba mate)
Lineage: Eukaryota; Viridiplantae; Streptophyta; Magnoliopsida; Aquifoliales; Aquifoliaceae
Source: the annotation of a GenBank genome assembly